This is a messenger RNA of Cucumis melo (muskmelon), 1905 nucleotides long. Its product is annotated as protein VAPYRIN-LIKE-like. Gene Ontology annotation, molecular function: protein binding. The coding region runs from base 442 to 1764 and encodes 440 amino acids. The transcript has a single exon. Lineage: Eukaryota; Viridiplantae; Streptophyta; Magnoliopsida; Cucurbitales; Cucurbitaceae. The record is from RefSeq and is a predicted model, not a curated record.
UAAAAUUCAUAGAAAAUAUCAUUAACGUCAUGGAUGUAGAGGUAUGCGAUUCAAAAUUGAAUUGUGUGUGAGAAAUGAUGAUCCAACAAUUUGAUGGGAUAUAUUUACUGUAAUAAAAGCAUUUUUAAAAAAUUCCAAGUCUCUAUCAAAAUUAGACCUAAACCACCAAACUUGCCAUAAUUUAAUCAAAUUGAUACUUGUAAUUAUUAAUUAAUUUAUCCCACAAGAACCAAUCUUCUCUAAUCUCAGAGUUGAACAGUAAAAGAUCAAGUGGAAAGCCCAAAAAAAAAAAAAAAAAAAAAAAACUGCGAAAUUCAAACAAAGAUUUGUUUCUGUGUUCAUACCUUUGCCUUUCUCCAUUGAUUUCCUUGUUCUUCUUAAUUUGUGAUCGGUUGAAGAAUUUGGCUUCUGGGUUCUGACCUUUAUGAGAUUUUCCUAACAAUGGACCGAUUGGUGAAGCCUGAUGUGAAGGAAGUGGAAUUUUCAUUCAUGAAAGGAGAAAAUUGUACAGCAACUUUCUGUCUCACCAAUCUGAUGCACACCAUGUCUGUUGCAGUUUGUUUAUCAACAUCCAAUCCUUCUGUUUUCUCAUUUUCACAAGAUUUCUCCAUAAUUCCACCGCUUUCUUCUUCUUCCUACACGAUUUCCUGCAAGUCAUCGGAUAAGCUUCCUCUCAGUACUCCGCCGGACAAAAUCUCCGUUCGAUCCGCCAUGCUUCCAAUCGGAAAAGCUCACACCGACGACCUACGACGCUUGUUUUCCAAACCUGGCCGCCAUGUUUUCAAGGACGCUUCGUUGCUCAUCUCCUUCGUCGGUUUCGAUGUCGUUGAAUAUCUAAUUUCGAACCAUAAGCGAAUUCCUGAUUUGAGAUCUCUUCUUAACAAAGCCAUUUCUGGUUGUUCUAAGUCUCAAUUGACAGCGUUGAUGGAACCGGCAGUUUCGUCAGGGAAAUUAGGGUUAGUUUCGGCUUUAAUCGACGCUGGAGUGGACGUCAAUGUGAAUAAUUCUCUCAAACAGUCAAUGUUGUCGACCGCUGUUCGGAUUGGGAAGAUCGAUAUUGUCAAGCGAUUGAUUGAUUCGCACUGCAAAAUCGAUUUCUCUGUUGAUUUGGUACUACACAUAGCGGCAGCGAUGAACCGCGUCGAUUUAAUAGAGCUACUACGAGAGAAUUUUCCUGAUAUACCAGUUAAUUCCGUCGAUUCCGACGGCCGUACUCCAAUCCACACCGCGGCAGCUCACGGUCACGUCGAGGUAAUAAGUUUCCUCGCUUCGGUCGGCGGAGAUGUCGAGGCGGUGGAUAGAACAAAAUGGACUCCACUACAUUUCGCGGCGGCGGGAGGACAUCUGGAAACCGUGGACUAUCUUCUAAACUGCUCGAAUGUGAAAUACGCGGUGAACUCCGAAGGAAGAACGGCAUUCGCACUGGCGUCGGAGAACGGACACACGGAUCUGUUCGAUUCGUUAAGAUUAGACGACGCAUUGCACAGAACGGCAAGAGCCGGCGACGUUCGAGGUCUGAGAAGUUGCGUGGCGGCUGGAGCAAAGGUGAAUGGGAAAGACCAAAACGGGUGGACGGCUCUGCAUAGAGCGGCGUUCAAAGGCAGAGUUGAAUGCGUGAAGGCGCUGCUCGAGGUCGGAGCGGAGGCUGACGCCAUGGACAACGCUGGGUACACGCCGCUUCGGCGCGCCGUGGAGGCUGGGCACGAGGAGGUGGCUCGCCUACUUCUUGACAGCGGUGCCAAACCGAUUUCAUCCAAAAUCUAAUCUUUGCAUUCUCAAUUCUUUUUGUUUAUAUUGUAAUUUGUAAAUAGUUAUUCUCAAUUUUGUAGGUUUGAUUUUUCCAUUUUCAUUUUCUUGGAAAUGUGAAAUUUGAUAGAUAACAAUAAUCGAUUAGUUUUAUAAUAA